AGGAAUUAAUCAAAAAAUUUCGGCUUUCUUACAUCAUAUGAUGUAUAACCGCGUCCGGCCGGUUUAUGUGAACCCACCACCAUUGGAAAAUGAUGUCAAAUACGGUUUACAAUGGCCCAAAACCCUAAACAUCUCCGGCAGAAUAUGACACCUCCGCUCCUUCAAGAAAACCGGCAAUCUUCCCGCCAUCCGCCGCCGCGUCCACCGCCACCCGCCACCUCUACCCCUUCAAAAAACCCCAAAAACUGCGUUCCAAUUCAGUCCACAAAUUCAGCUUCAUCAUCAUCAUCUGCGUUCGAUCAAUUAUCUAAAAGGGUUACGAGGGACCUUCCUAAUUUGUCAGAUUGUCAUGGCUGCCGUGUCCGAAUCAACCACACCGAUCCCGACGAUCGCCUUCAAACCCUAGACAGUGUUUGGCGCAUAGUCCUUCUUUGCAAGAAAUGCAUCAGGCGUUUCAAUUCCGGCCAAACAUGCACUUACUGUUUCAAGAACACGGAUGAUUCUGAUUGUUUCAAAUGCCGCAGCUGCAAAAGGCGUGUUCACAAGGACUGUGUUAGUAGGUAUGGGAAUUCUGCGCCUUGGUCUUUUUCUUCUAGUGAAGAAGGGGUAAAGUCGGGACUCUUUGUUUGUAUAGAUUGUUGGGUUCCAAGUUUUUUUAGGAAAUCAAUUGGGGUUUAUAGAAAGAUUCAGAAGGAUGUGCUUAAGAUACAAAAUUGUAGUAGUGAUUUUAAAUCAUCUGAAAAAAUUGCAAAGGAUGCUAACUUUGAAGCCAAAAGGGAGGUUGUCCUGGCCCUGAAAGCAAAGGAUAGCACUUUGCGAAAGGCUGUCGUGACGAAAAAUGCCAUGGGCUUGGCUAAGAAUGCAUCGGAAUUAGUUGCCAAGAAAGAUAAGAAUAAGGGAUUGCUGAAAAGCAGUAGUAUAAGCAGUGAUAAUACUAAUGUAACUAAGGUUGUAAAUGAUGCCGAAUUGGCAUUUCAAUUGCAUCGUUCCAUGAACAGCUCGCCACGAAUUUCAAAAACCUUAGGCCCUAUGAAUUCUAGCUAUGUGGGUGGUCCUGAAAUUUUGGAAUCUAGUAAUGUAUCAUGUAAAUUGUUAGAUUUAGGCCAGACUCUUUCUAAUUCUACAGGUGAGAGGCUUAAGGUGUACUCUCGCACUAGGUAUAGGGGAAAAGGUGGUCGGACUAGUUCUGAGACCCUACCUUCUGUUAUGGUGUACUCUCGCAGUAGGUUGAAAGAAAAAGUUGGCCAGACUAGUUCAGAGACCCCGCCUCGUGUUACAGUUUACUCUCGCACAAGGUUGAAGGAAAAAGUUGGCAAGGCUAGUUCAGAUGCAUCGCCAUGUCUUCUGGUGUACUCUCGCACAAGGUUGAAGGAAAAAGUCUGUCAGACUAAUUCAGAGGCUCCGCCUUGUGUUACAAUGAAUGAGCAUGGCUCUUGUAUUGACUCUGCUUGUUCAAAAGCUGAGUUACUUACAUACAAGCGGAACAGACUAAAGAGGAAAAUGUGCAAAGAAAGCAUUGGUUUAUCUGACCUUAUUACAGAGGAGCUCAAUCUUGGUGACGACUGUAGAGAUUUUUCUGCUCGUCAGGUUUCUCAGCGAGAAGGUUCACAGCAUAACUUGCAUUUUCAGGAUGCUCCCCCCUUGGCCCCCCUGAGUUCUGGUGGAGACAAUAAUGUUCAGGGUGAGUUUUGCACUAAUAAUACUGUUCAGGCUGAAAGCUGCAAUACGCAGCAGGACCGCUUUUUGUUGAAGUAUAGCAGAAGGAAAAAAUGCUCUGAACCAGGGUCAGAUAUGCAUGAGGAUACGUUUCCUCAACCAACACUUGAUCGCAUCAUGCCUACAAAUUGGUUCGUGGAAUCCAGGACAUCAUCAAAUUUCUGAUAUUCGUGCUUGUGGCAGUACUUUGCCAGAAGUCUGAAUUAUACACAGAUAUUGAAGAGUGCUUAGGCUUAGAUUUCCAAACCCCCUCUUCGGCCUGGGUUCUGCCCUGUUGGUCGGGAAUAUUUUUGAAAGGGCUUCCUUCGGGGUUAAGCCUUAAAAAGAAACUAAAAAAAAAAAGGUUACAAUAUCAAAGCUGGGUGCCCAAUGAUCAGUUGCCAUUCUUGAGCUGUUCAAGAGGUGAAGAUCCACCUUACAGACUACUAUUGCAUAAACACAUCGGACUUGAAACUGAUACGUACAUCUGCAAUGACGAAAUGGAGGUUGCAAAGGAGGAAAGUUGAUAUUAAUGUUAGGUUAUUCAGAAAUUUUUAUGGAUGUAUUUUUUUUUAGGGAAAUUCUAAAUAAAGAAAUUCAUUUUUGAUGAGAUGCUCUAAUUAACGGAUAUGAAAAUCCCAAUGAUGUCGGGGACCAGUAAAUUUUGGGACCCUAACCCUAGAGGUUUUACAGCUGAGUUCAAUAUGGAUUGGAUUCGAUAGUGUACCCCAGAGAGAGGGCGCUAGCCCGGGUACAUAAGUAUUAGGUCCACCAGUGCACACAAUUAUUCUGUUAUUCUCUCCUGCCCGUUUAACUACUCCUCGAGACAUUUCUGCUGAUGGCCCUUGCAUUAUAGCAGGAGAAAUGAAGUAAUAGUAAGCAAAAUAUGCAAAACCGCGGGCAAUUGGAAGGUGUAUUCUUAAAUAUAUCGCUGAAGUUAGCAAUAAAAAAAUCUCGAAAGCUUGGAGUUCGAAUCAAAUCUUUGGUUUAAAUGUAAUUGGGAUUUAGAUGCAGAUUCUUCACUCCUGAUCCAAUAAAAUUAUAUACCAAAGAAGUUAAUUUUUCAAAAUUGACUAUUUUUACUUUCGUCAAGGGUGUUAGAGAUAUCUGGCAAGUAAAUAGCUAAGGAAUGCUUGGAUCGUAUCAUCCAAAAGUUUGUCUAUAACUAAAAAAAUAAAAGGCCUAUGUCUGCAUUUGGAGUUUCUAGAGGUUGGUAAGGUGAAAGUGGUCACCCUAGAGCAUUGAGUACUCUGGCUCGGGCCAGUGACUAUUCAGCUUAUAUGGUUUUUUGCGAAAAAUUAGUUUUAUCUCAUCUUGAUAGGCAUUCGCUCAUUCACACAAGUGAGAUGGGCAUUCGCUCCUUCCCACAAGUGAUAUAUGUUGCCACCUAUGUGGGUUCAGUCCUACUAGGCCUGGUAGAUUCUAACAUGCCCAUGAUUACAUAGCUCAGUUUAGGUUCAAGUAAGAGCUAGAAGAUGUCAGCCAUGAAAGUACCAACUCCUAAAGUCAUUGUUCCUUUUUCUUUGCUGACCUGUCAUGCAAAAGGUAAGCUAACAGAGUGAAUGCGCCUUGCACAAAGUAAAGGCUGUAAGCUCUGGUCAUAGAUUGAUUGUCCUCAUUGCAUCAUAAGUUGUCUGUUACACUCUAUAAAUAUGUUCUUUUCACAUUU
Molecule: messenger RNA, 3364 nt
Organism: Solanum dulcamara
Lineage: Eukaryota; Viridiplantae; Streptophyta; Magnoliopsida; Solanales; Solanaceae
Exons: 2
Coding region: 112-1881 (589 amino acids)
Source: RefSeq, a predicted model, not a curated record